ACAUAGGGCUGGCAGUAAUACUGAUGCAAAUAGCUGGAAGUCUAUAGUUUAUAUAUUUCUUAGAACUGUGUAAUGGAAACUACCAUUUUUUUGUUAGAAGAGUAUAAAUGGUUUUGUAAAUACUGUGUGAACCAAAAGCUAUAUUACUUCUAUUAGUUUUUUGUUCGUUUAAGUUUAAGGUAUUGUGUAAACAAUGUUGUGUCGAUCAGCAGCGAAAUUAUGGCAGUUAGGACUACGCCAUAAUUUCUCAAGCUUCUCAAAGUUAAAAGGAUCAAAGAAUUAUGACCAGUAUAAAUUUAACUUUAUUAGUAGUAAAAAUGUUAUAGGCCUAAAGGAAAGGUUUCAAGACAAUAUUCUUCGUUUAAAGGUAUAUAUAGAAGAAAAAAUGCGUUUACCAGAAAAGCUAAAAGGAGGCAGAGUAGAAAAAUGGGCUGGGUUCUGGAAGUCACUUAGUGAAGACUAUAAAACAGUGGCUUUUGAAACAUGGAUAGAGUCCAAAGCAAAACCUAUAAAAACAGUACUGGUAUUGUCAGCUCUUGGAAUUCUAGUGUAUGCUAUUCAAACCAAUCCAGAUGAACAGUCCUUUCGGAAUAGUCUUAUCUUGUGUAGAAAUGAGCUUUCAUUGGUCAGUGACUCCAUUCGCAACCCCAAGUCAGAUAGUCACAUGCAAUACUUAUUGAACUGUUAUAACCAGGGGCUUCUCCAUAGGGCUAGCUGUGGACCAUUUUCUGUAAUAUGGGUAGACAAUUACCACCCAGACUGUAGUCUCUACGAUGCCAGAUGCUCCUAUUUAAAACCAAGAUACUUGACAUUCUAUGAAAGGAUUGUGGAUGUUGGAAUUUUUGGAAAAUGGUGGAAUCUUAGAAAAAUGAUGAUUGAUUAUGAUGUAAAUCCAGAAGAGUGGAAUAAACAAUAUUAGUAUGCCUUUUA
Messenger RNA from Limulus polyphemus (Atlantic horseshoe crab), 930 nucleotides. Its product is annotated as mitochondrial import inner membrane translocase subunit Tim29-like. Bases 194 to 919 code for a protein of 241 amino acids. The transcript is spliced from 3 exons. Gene Ontology annotation, cellular component: TIM22 mitochondrial import inner membrane insertion complex. The record is from RefSeq and is a predicted model, not a curated record. Lineage: Eukaryota; Metazoa; Arthropoda; Merostomata; Xiphosura; Limulidae. Gene Ontology annotation, biological process: protein insertion into mitochondrial inner membrane.